Leptopilina heterotoma is the source of this 1134-nucleotide messenger RNA. RefSeq names its product calcium and integrin-binding protein 1-like. NCBI's taxonomy places the organism in Eukaryota, Metazoa, Arthropoda, Insecta, Hymenoptera, Figitidae. The record is from RefSeq and is a predicted model, not a curated record. The transcript is spliced from 5 exons. The coding region runs from base 292 to 768 and encodes 158 amino acids. Gene Ontology annotation, molecular function: calcium ion binding.
GUUAUCAUUGUUCCAAUGCAUCGAAUGUCAGACAAGUUUUAUGCGAUUUAAAACAUUUGUUGUUAUUUUUUUUUUUGUUAAAUUGUCAUCUAAAAACAAAAAAAAAUUGUUUCAAAAAAAAGAAAUUCCAAAAAUUGUUCUUCAUAUUUUACUUUUUUGAAAAUUUUCUUGUUUAUUGCAUAACUUCGAAAGCAGAAGAAAAAAGAAUAAAAAUUCGAAGAAAUUAUUUUUAUAUUGAUAAGGAAAAUUAAAAACUCGUUAUAAAAGUGUUUAUAUUUAAAGGGGGUAAAAAUGGGAAACUUUAAAUCAAGCUUUAAAGAACUCACGCCUGAAUUAUUGGAGGAAUACACUGAACUUACUUAUUUGAAUAAGUCGGAAAUUAUUUAUAUUUUUAAACUAUUCAAACAAGCCGAUCCAAGGAAUGUUUACAAUGACAUCAAUUACAGAUUGUCAAUGGAAAAUGUUUUAUAUAUUAUUCCACAUUUGCGACAUAAUCCAUUUCGAGAUUCAAUAUUUCGUGUGUUUUCGUCUAAAAGAGAUGGAAAAAUGGGUUUUGAAGAUUUACUGGAUUUAUGCUCGGCCUUAAAUGAAAAGUGUCCGGAAAGUGUUCGAUCUUCAUGGGCAUUUCGAAUUUUCGACUUUGACGGCGACAAUCAGAUCUCGCUCGAUGAUUUGAUCGAAUCUGUAGGUAGACUGACAGGCCUCGAAAAUGGAGACAGCAGAAUUGAUAGAGAGAGUGCCGAAUUUAUUGCUCAAUUGACUCAAUAAUUAUCUAGUAUUGAAACACUGUGAGCCAAUUAGUUGGCAUUAUCUCAGCAAUUGAUUGGAUAAUUGUACAAUUUAUUGAGCGCUAAAAAAGAAUAUCAUCGCAUUUUGUUGAAUAGUCAAUGACAAUCAAAUUUAAGUGGAAUUAUAUUAACCACUUUGUGUCAUUGUUUAAUAGAUUUAUUCAUUUGAUUUAUUUUCAAUACCAUUUAUUCUGCUUGUAAUUCUAUUAUUAGCCCCGCAAUAUGAAGUGUGAUAUUUAUUGUUUUAACGACACUUUUCACCAUUUCACAAAAUAAUACAUAUCACACAACCAACGUGUAAUAUAUUUAUUCGUUACGAUUCAUUUCGCUUUCAAAAUUAAAGUUU